AUGGCCUUACCUCAGAUCUUCUCUUCUUUCAAGUACUCCGAUAGCCUCACCGUCGUGGCCAUUUCGUUCUACACUGCCAUAGUCUGCGAGGCUAUCUCCUGGCUCAUCAUCUAUUGCAUCAACUCCUACAAGUCGAGGUCCUUAAUUGACAAGGCUACCAAGAAGCUGGAGACGAUGAAAACUGAGAGUCUCAAGGAGUCGAGCCGCAACCUCUCCCUUUUCAAGUUCAAGUCUGGCGCCGUUGUCGCCCUUGUCCUCCUUCGUCUUCUUCGGUCCUAG
Molecule: messenger RNA, 279 nt
Organism: Juglans microcarpa x Juglans regia
Lineage: Eukaryota; Viridiplantae; Streptophyta; Magnoliopsida; Fagales; Juglandaceae
Product: calcium load-activated calcium channel homolog
Exons: 1
Coding region: 1-279 (92 amino acids)
Biological process (GO): endoplasmic reticulum calcium ion homeostasis
Cellular component (GO): endoplasmic reticulum membrane; cytoplasm
Molecular function (GO): calcium channel activity
Source: RefSeq, a predicted model, not a curated record